GACGAUGUUAACUACAACUCCUUUUUUAAUUCUUCGAAUAUAAUACAUGAUAUACACAAAAUAUAUCGUCGAAGACAAAGUCCAGGUCAUUUAUGCCGUUUCCUUCCCGCUAUCUAGAGGGCUGAGUUUCUCAGAAAAUCUACGUCCAUAGCAUUCAUAUUUCAAACCCUCUGACUUGAAUUCUCACAAUUAAGCUGGGUUAACAGGGCAAUUCACAGGCGAAAAAAUGUCGAAAUUGCAUGGAUUUAGCAAAUUGGGUGACCCAGAUCUGGAGAGUGGAGGAACUCUUUAUCCGGGUCUUUCUCUCGAAGACAAUGAAUUGCGAUGGAGUUUCAUAAGAAAAGUUUAUUCAAUCCUGAGCAUGCAAUUAAUGCUCACUGUGGCAGUCGCUGCAACUGUGGUUCUCUAUACGCCGCUCACUCUUUACAUCACUGCAACUCCAGGACUUUUGAUUGGCGUUUCUAUACUACCCUUAAUUUUGAUGUGCCCUUUGUACUGCUAUCAUCAGAAGCACCCAGUUAAUCUUGUGCUGCUGGGAUUUUUUACCGUGUUUCUAAGCCUCACAGUUGGCAUAUCAUGUGCAUACACGAAAGGAAGGAUUGUUCUUGAAGCUUUGAUACUAACAGCAGCUGUGGUCUUCUCGCUUACUGGCUACACGUUCUGGGCUUCCAAAAAGGGCAAAGAUUUUAGUUUCUUAGGCCCAGUUCUCUUUGCCAGCCUUCUUGUCCUCUUUCUGUUUGGUUUUAUUCAGAUUUUCUUUCCCCUUGGUUCUCUCUCGACAACCAUUUAUGGUGGAGUGGCAGCUAUCAUUUUUUCGGGAUACAUUGUAUAUGAUACUGACAACCUAAUAAAGAGGUUUACUUAUGAUCAGUAUGUCUGGGCUUCAGUCGUUCUCUACUUGGACAUUUUGAAUCUAUUCCUGUCCUUACUGCAAUUAUUGAGGGGAAGCGAUUGAGGAUCUUGGCAUAAUCAACAUUUUGCAGAGUCCGGAAGAUUAUUAUGAAAAGUUCAUAAUAGUGGAAUAUUAUUCUAAAAUAAGCAACUGUAUUAGGUAUUAUACUUUCUCUUAAGGUUGUUCCUUGUGGUAACACAACUGGAACUCUACCAACUUGACAAUGGUUCAGAAUUCUCGAGGGACAGUUUGAGAGACACAAUUAAGUUUUAGUGUUCAAUUUCUGUUAAAAAAACAAGUAGCAGGAUGUUUGGGGCAUAGUGCCCACAAUAUGUAUAUCUUUGUACCUGACAUUUAUUUAUCUGCAUCUUCUUAACA
Cryptomeria japonica (Japanese cedar) is the source of this 1270-nucleotide messenger RNA. Its product is annotated as BI1-like protein. The transcript is spliced from 4 exons. The coding region runs from base 227 to 955 and encodes 242 amino acids. The record is from RefSeq and is a predicted model, not a curated record. Lineage: Eukaryota; Viridiplantae; Streptophyta; Pinopsida; Cupressales; Cupressaceae. Gene Ontology annotation, cellular component: membrane.